AGAUGGUUGCUCAUGUGACCUUUUCCGUUUCGCCAUUUUCCUCUUCUACACCGGCGCUCUUGCUGGCAGCUACGUUGUCGCCCCUUCCUAGUGUUUUAAAUUGUCCAAGGCUGACUGUGGGAAAAGGGGAAAACCUGACAGAAAAAAAGAUAAUCUGCCUUGUAGCUGUAUAGCCCCGAGAAAAGUGCUAGAAUGUCUUCUGAUGAGAGCCCCGAGUACUCGCCUUUCUUCGCUGUGAUGGGAGCUUCUGCGGCCAUGGUCUUCAGCGCAUUAGGUGCAGCAUAUGGGACAGCGAAGAGCGGCACAGGCAUCGCUGCCAUGUCCGUGAUGCGGCCAGAGCUCAUCAUGAAGUCCAUCAUCCCCGUGGUCAUGGCUGGUAUCAUAGCCAUCUACGGGCUGGUAGUGGCUGUGCUGAUAGCAAACAACAUCUCUGAGAGAGUCACCCUUUACAAGAGUUUCCUGCAUCUCGGUGCUGGUCUGAGUGUGGGCCUGAGUGGUCUGGCGGCCGGGUUUGCCAUUGGCAUUGUGGGCGACGCCGGUGUGAGAGGCACCGCCCAGCAGCCCCGGCUUUUCGUGGGCAUGAUCCUGAUCCUGAUUUUCGCCGAGGUGCUGGGGCUUUACGGCCUCAUCGUGGCCCUCAUCCUAUCUACAAAAUAAUAGGUGUCCGAAUCAAACACCAUCUCAUUCAUUCCACAUCAAAGCAGCAAGAACAAA
Messenger RNA from Etheostoma spectabile (orangethroat darter), 714 nucleotides. It is a transcript of the gene atp6v0ca, whose product is annotated as ATPase H+ transporting V0 subunit ca. Lineage: Eukaryota; Metazoa; Chordata; Actinopteri; Perciformes; Percidae. The coding region runs from base 193 to 657 and encodes 154 amino acids. Gene Ontology annotation, cellular component: proton-transporting V-type ATPase, V0 domain. The transcript has 3 exons. Gene Ontology annotation, biological process: proton transmembrane transport. Gene Ontology annotation, molecular function: proton-transporting ATPase activity, rotational mechanism. The record is from RefSeq and is a predicted model, not a curated record.